AUGGCCACCGGGGUAGAUGCGCGACUCUUGAAGUCGACCAGAUUCCCCCCCGAGUUUAGCCAGAAGGUUGACAUGCAAAAGGUUAAUUUGCAAGUCAUGAAGAAAUGGAUCGCCAGCAAAAUCUCCGAUAUCCUGGGAAGCGAAGAUGACGUGGUUAUCGAACUCGUCUUCAAUCUCAUCGAAGGACCGCGAUACCCGGAUAUCAAGUCACUGCAAAUACAACUAACAGGGUUUCUCGACAAGGAUACGGCUGUGUUCUGCAAAGACCUGUGGAAGUUAUUGCUGAGUGCACAAAGUAAUCCCCAAGGCGUCCCUAAGGAGCUCCUCGAGGCCAAGAAGCUGGAGCUCAUCCAAGAGAAGAUUGAGGCCGACCGCGCUGCAGAAAUUGCUAAGCAGAGACGAGACGACUGGGAUCGCCGCGACCGUGAAGUAGCCGAUCUGAAAGACCGCGACCGCCGCGACCGGGUUGCUGCUCGUGGAGAUACCUGGCAAGGGCGCCGAGUUACAUUCCACGAGGAAGACGUGGCAGUGGACGCGCCGACCAAGGCCGCCGAAAAUCGCCCCCUCGAUCACGUUCGGAAUCGGCAUCUCCCAGGCCGAGUUCAAGAAGUCGCAGCGCUUCCCGAAGCACUGAUCAAUCGAAUCAACGACGAAGACCUGUAUCCCCUGGGGAACAAGCUGACACACGCAAGAGGUCGCGAUCACCCAGAGGAGAUACAUAUCGGGGUCGGGCAAACAAACGUACCGGGAGAGGUCGGCCAGCUCGUCCAUCUCGAUCUUUGUCUUCGGAGCGAAAUUCUCCUGCACCAAAGCGCAGACGUUACUCUUCAUCAAGGAGCCGCUCUCUAA
Molecule: messenger RNA, 849 nt
Organism: Fusarium musae
Lineage: Eukaryota; Fungi; Ascomycota; Sordariomycetes; Hypocreales; Nectriaceae
Exons: 5
Coding region: 1-849 (282 amino acids)
Biological process (GO): mRNA processing; regulation of mRNA splicing, via spliceosome
Cellular component (GO): spliceosomal complex
Molecular function (GO): RNA binding
Source: RefSeq, a predicted model, not a curated record